Callithrix jacchus (white-tufted-ear marmoset) is the source of this 1171-nucleotide messenger RNA. Lineage: Eukaryota; Metazoa; Chordata; Mammalia; Primates; Cebidae. The record is from RefSeq and is a predicted model, not a curated record.
AUGGAGGUGGCUGCGCGGCGCUGGAGAGGCAGGGACCUUGGGGCGGUCCGAGGACGCGGUGUGGAGGUGACUGAGGACUGGCUGUGGGCGGCCGGCCGGCGUCGGGGAAGAGCGCCGAAUAAAGAUCUCUUUGUCCUUACCUAUGGAGCUCUGGUUGCCCAGCUGUGUAAGGAUUAUGAGAAAGAUGAAGAUGUGAAUCAGUAUUUAGAUAAAAUGGGUUACGGCAUUGGAACGCGGCUUGUGGAAGACUUUUUGGCUCGAUCCUGUGUGGGAAGAUGCCAUAGUUAUUCAGAAAUUACAGACAUAAUUGCCCAGGUGGCUUUCAAGAUGUACCUGGGAAUUACACCAAGUGUGACCUGUAACAAUUCAAGCAGAAAUGAAUUUUCCCUGAUUCUAGACAAGAAUCCUCUGGUGGAGUUUGUGGAAGAGCUCCCUGCUGGGCGAUCUUCUCUGUGCUACUGCAACUUGCUCUGUGGGAUUAUCAGAGGCGCCUUGGAAAUGGUUCAUUUGGCUGCUGAUGUUACAUUCUUGCAAGACAGACUGAGAGGUGACAGUGUGACAGAAAUAGGAAUAACGUUUCUAAAAAAACGAGAGGAGAAAAAAUAUAGACGGAAAAAAUGAACAGCAUGUAAAAUGCCACAGGGUGGCUAGUUGAGUUAAUAUUAGUUAAACAUGUAUAGGCACAGAAAUUUUGAAUUUCUUAAUAACAUGAGCUUUAAAAGGCUUAUAAAUCACCAGAAAUGUGAAAUGCAGGACAUGAGAAUUUAUAGGGCUUUUUUUUCCUUUUGCUUAUAAAUUACACAUUUUCAGUCUCAUAUCCACAAGAUUUCAUAUGCAAAUAACUACCUAUAAGAUAGCAAGCAGGAAUUCCACAUAUUACGCUGUCCAUCCUCAGAGAAGCUAUUCAUUCCAUUUACGUAUGGUGAUGGGGAAAAAAGGCACCACUAAUACAAACAGUUAUGUAUUUAUCUCUUUGCUGAAAAAAAAUGAAUGAAAUGAUACAGCAUAGAGUUUACUAUAUAUAGACAGUAGUUUCUAGGUACUGUAUAUUGCAUUCCUUAUAGAAACAGUUCCAUUUGUAACACUUUUCCAUAUUUAUGAAAUAAGAUUUGAUUUUUCUCAUAUAUUAGCUUGGCUUAUAGCUUUAGCCUCCCUACCCUUAGUUUGUAAU